This is a messenger RNA of Miscanthus lutarioriparius, 936 nucleotides long. Lineage: Eukaryota; Viridiplantae; Streptophyta; Magnoliopsida; Poales; Poaceae. The record is from the annotation of a GenBank genome assembly.
AUGAGAACCAUCACGGCGAGGAACCCGCACGACUCGCUCUCCUUCUCCAGGCGGCACUUCAAGUGGCCCGUUCUCGGCAAGAGCAAGAGCCACGGCGCCGCCACGUUCGGGGCCGACGAGUACAUGAACAGCUCGGAGGCGGAGGAGGAGGACGAGGCGACCAUGGCCUUCUCCUCCGCCUGCCCGUCCUUCCACUCCGAGGGCUUCGUCGUGUCCCCUCCGCUGAAGGCGCCGGGUGCGGCGCCAGCGCUGCACCAGCCGCAUCCGCCGCCGCCGGCAGCGGCGGGGCAGAGGAGGAGGAAGGUCCGGACGGCCGUGUCGCGCCUGCGUUCCGCGCUGGCCAACGCCGUGGCCGGGCGGCACCGGCAGGUGGGCCUGGGCGCGCGGCUCACCGGCACGCUGUACGGCCACCGGCGCGGCCACGUGCACCUGGCGUUCCAGGUGGACCCGCGCGCGUGCCCGGCACUGCUGCUGGAGCUGGCGGCGCCCACGGCGGCGCUGGUGCGGGAGAUGGCCUCGGGCCUGGUGCGCAUCGCGCUGGAGUGCGAGCGCGCCAAGGGCUCGUCCGCCGCGGCCGCGCUGCCCUCCCCCGGGGCGAGGGGGCCGGCCGGCGGAGGCAAGAAGCUGGUGGAGGAGACGGUGUGGCGCGCCUACUGCAACGGCAAGAGCUGCGGGUACGCGGUGCGGCGCGAGUGCGGCGCCGCGGACUGGCGCGUUCUCCGCGCGCUGGAGCCCGUGUCCAUGGGCGCCGGCGUCAUCCCCGCCGCCAGCUGCGGCGGCGGCGAGGGCGACGUCAUGUACAUGCGCGCGAGGUUCGAGCGCGUCGUGGGAUCCCGCGACUCGGAGGCCUUCUACAUGAUGAACCCGGACAACAGCAGCGGCGGCCAUGGCGGCCAUAGCGGGCCAGAGCUCAGCGUCUACCUCCUCAGAGUCUGA